Molecule: messenger RNA, 4536 nt
Organism: Colossoma macropomum (tambaqui)
Lineage: Eukaryota; Metazoa; Chordata; Actinopteri; Characiformes; Serrasalmidae
Gene: slf2
Product: SMC5-SMC6 complex localization factor 2
Exons: 21
Coding region: 164-3802 (1212 amino acids)
Source: RefSeq, a predicted model, not a curated record
CCAGCCACGAAUGGCGGCUUCCUACGAGUGAGAACAAGAACUGUUAAACACGGAUGUUUACAUACACAUUUGCAAAGAGACUGCCCGCUGACUUGUGUGAGAAUGCAGUGCAGAUGACCUAGGAGACCUCUAAGGACACAGUGUCUUGCUUUCUUCAGUUAAAAUGAAAAGUAACCUCAAGCAGCACAUCACCUCUAUGGUGAAAGACAUCAUUCCACUUGGUGUUCCUCGGCGUUCCAGUGCUGAUGAGACGAGCACAAUUCGCCUGGUGACACGCCGCCCAUCUCAGGAGCCUGACAACAAGAAUGUAAACACUCUGGGAGUCUUAAACCCACUGCCAAAACGCAUGCUGCCUCUCAAAAGUCCUGAGCUGGAGCACACAAGUACGUCUGCUGUAGCCUCAUCUUCAGGUUCCAAAAAAAGCUCUGGAGGAGGUCAGGACGGACUCUCCAAUAACAAUGUGCUCAUGAGAAAACUGCAAAUUAACAACAAUAACAACAUUCACUCCAGUAAAGAUGGGUCACUCCAGUCUGCUGCUAAAAAAGGUGUUCUGUUCCAAAGGACAAAUUCUUACAACAAAGAGAGGGAAUUUGCCUUGGCUUUGUGUAAGCAGUUGAACGAGAACCUCAAGGUUGAAAAGGUUAUGUUGCACUCAGGGAGCCCCCCGCAGCAGAGUCCUGUGUCUCCCCUGCCUGUUUCCAGGCCUUUUUCUGAGAGCCAUGCUUCAUCGACCUCUCAGAGGGAAGGUAGGAACCCUGGCAGCAGUGUGGAACAGCGGGUCCAGCACUCUGCUGAAAAGGAGGACAAGCUGCUGAAUGGGGAUCGCAGUUCUUCUUUACACAGCCCUGUUUCAUCGUGCCCGGAAGAAAGCACACCCAGCCAGACAACCACACCAGCAGGUGGUAGGUUAUCCCUGAAGAGACAAAGAGAAAGCAGUACAGAUGGAAAGAGGGAGGGCAAGAGAUUGCGUCAGGAGGACAGUUGCCUCACCCCGUCUUCUGCAAACAUCAGUUCUUCAACUGGAGCUCAGAGUAUCAGCUCACCACCAAAGUACGUCAAAUGUGCCAUCCUCAAGACAAGUAGUGAGAAGGGCUCGCUAAUAUUAGAAGACAGAAAAAAGACUUCUAGCUCUUUGUCCAGCAGUUUAGCCAGACAGCUCUUCAAAGAGCCAAGCAGAGAACCAAGGUCGGAGAAUUGCAAACCCCAGCUGGUAACUCAGCCCUCUAAUGUAUCCGGAAUAGGUCGUCUGAAGGACGAGAAAAAAAAAUCUAAUGAAAGCAAAUGCCAAGUGGUUAGUUCGCUCACUGCUGACACUUCCCCAUUACUUUCCUGCAAGCUUACCCAAAAGUGCAGGGAUGAAAGAAGUUCAGCUGCCUCCUCACACACAAGUUCCUUGCCAGGUCUUAUAAAUGAAAUUAAGAUCAGCUCUCCUCCCCACCAGUCAGAACUUAAAGCACCUACCUCUAUUGGCCCCAUGGGAUCAAAGAAGGGUGAAAUAAAGACCCCAAAACAGGACCCAGAUUCUAGCCCCAGAGCUAGCCUGCCCUCCACACCUGCAAAGCAGGAUGGAGAGAAGAAAAGAGGCGUAGUUUGGAAGGAUCCUCUAGAUUUGGAGUUGGGCUAUGAUGGGGAGUUGGGACUGGAGAGCUGUGCUCUGAGUCUUAACAGCAGCAGUAGCAGCGAUGAGGAGCAGCUGCUGUCCUUGCAGGAAAUCCUGGAGCGUAGUGCACGUGUGCCCACCACCCCAGAGAAAGGAGCGUUCUCUGAGCCCAGCACACCAGCCCCUAAAGCUACUCCUCAGGAUUUGAAAAGUAAAGUUAAAAGUUACAAGAACACACUGGAGCAGAUGCUGAAGGAGAAAGAGCAGAAUCAAAAGUCAAAAGAGCUUGAAAUGCAGUUGCUUCAGGCUUGCAAAGAAGACCUGUUGAAACUGGAGGAAGAUGAAGAGAAUGAAAAUGCAGAAGCAGCACUUUCACAUGAGCAGAGGGAAUUCUUACAGAAGUUCUCAGUCACCUCGUGUGCCAUUAAAGACAUCCACCCCGGGGAGGAAGUGUUCACACUGGCCAAUUUUGGCCGACUUUUCGAUCACCAGAGUCUGGACCUAAGGAAGAUCAGUGUGACCCCAAACAACAGAGCCCAACAGACCCUCCUGCAAGCACCGACAGAGCAUGUCCUACUGCUGCUAAGUGCAGGCUUGUUUAGGAGAGCCUACUCCACCUCCAGCUGCCAGCCUCAAGUCACACGCUGGCUCUUCCAGAUGAUGUCAGUCCACCCAAACCCCAGCACCUGUGCACAGAUUCUGCAGGCCAUGACUACUAUUGCCUUGUCUGCUGCUCAGCACAUAGUGGAGAACAGCAGUAAGAAGUUUGAGGUGUGGGUGCCCAGUAUACAGGACGUUGCCCUAGUCUUCCUCAACAUGGGUGUGUCAUUUGUCAAUCUGUUUCCUCUGGAGGCUCUGCAACCCCCUUUUACAGAGGGAGAUCUGCUAGAGAGUUUGGAAAUCCAGCCUGACAGAGCAAGAACUGAGAAGGAACGAGACACAUUUCCAGAAUACAAUUUUGAGAACAUUGUUAAGUACCUAGCACUAUGUGCUGCCUUGUGUCCAAGGGCAUACACUGAUGAGGAGCUGCUGUUACUGUUGACACUGAUGUGUAGAGUCAGUCUGGAGACCUCUUUACAGCUGCUGCCGACAGGAGACCUCAGCUGCCUGCUACAACACAUCCUUCAGAACAUGACACAAUGGGAAAUCCAGUUGCCUCAGGUUUGUCAGGCCAUCAUUGACCUGACUGAGGACCACCAUAACCUUAGACGGCUAGUGCAGCUCCUGCCUUAUAGUGUCCGGGGAAAGCAAUUGAGGAGGCAUCUGAGCGUAUCGAUCAUCUCAAAACUGUUAAAUCACAGAUGCACUUAUAAACCCUCAUGUGUGGAAUUUCAGUUGUCAGAUCUGAGGAGUUACUUACCUCGAAUGCGUCCCUCCUCCCUGUUAAAGGGCUUCAUAGCUACACAGAAAGAACAGCAGGAGACUGAGGACUGUGCCCUCACACCAGACCAGCAGGCAUAUUACCUCUGUUAUAGUCUUUUGGCUUUGACAAACGAAGCCUCCAAUUUUGAGUUUUUACCCUCAAACCAGAGAAAUGAACUGUUGCUGCUCUCUGCUGAACUGGAAAAACACAUCAAGUGUGACAUCAGGGAAAGUGAGAAAAUGCUGUACAGGAGUAAGGUGAAAGACUUUGUUGCAAGAAUUUACACCAGAUGGCAAGUACUCCUCCAAAGAUCACGGCCCCAGGAGGGGAAGCUGUAUGACUAUUGGAAACCUCUUCCUGAGGAUGAAAUGCCCAUUAAUGAAGAGAGCCUUUCCACUGAGCAUCCAAAGCAAGAGGCCACAGAGGAGCCUCAGAGUGGAGAUUCCAACAGUGCUCAGUCAGAGGAUGAAGAAUGGGUGGAGGCAGAAGAUGACUUGCCAAUCAAGAGUGAGGAAGAGCUAGAAGAGAGUGUUGGAGAGACUGAGGAGAAGAAUCGAGUAGUGCAGGAGGGUUUAGGUGACACAAAAGUAGAUGAACAGUUGGUAAAGCUAGAUGAUGAAGAUGAGGAGGAGAAACGUAACACACCUGUAGAUGAGGGGUCACUGGAAGGAGGAAGUCCUGAAGAGUUUAUGGAGAGUGACAUAGAUGAAGAGGUUAUUAAAAGAGAAGAUGAGCUUCUUAAGGAUGAAGAGCCUCUACAGAAAGAUGGAGGUCUUAUGGAGAGAGAAAAUGAUGAGCUGGAGGAACUGGGGCUUUUAGAGAAGGAGCUGUUAGAGUAGGUAGUGGGCUGAAAGGACAGGUCAUAUAGUUGACAAAUAGAUCCAUGAAAAGAACAGCUUGGUAAUGAAAGGUCCCUUACACACUACAUAGUUAAGAGGUCCCUUUUUUUCACAGCCUUUUGGUCUUAUUUCAGCAAAUGCGAUGAACAGUACUGGGAGUUUGGGCAGCAAGAACAUGUGACACUUUAUGCUCAACUUGAACGCUUGCUCAUUUUCCAGUAACAGUAGUUUUGAAUCGUGAAGUAUAAAUGAGCAGGAUCAUAUUAAUGAUGCCGUGUAAUGUGGAAGGUGUUGCAGUUGUAAGUAUUUAUAGACGUUGUAGUGUGUAAGGGUCCUUGUUCCCUAGCACCUUUUGUAAAGCAAGCCUGAUGCACUGCACUGUACUGCCUUAAUAACCUUUAAAGGCGACUUCCUCAUUCAGCACUUCUCAUGCAGGCCAGUUGUUCAUCCACAAUGGAUGCCCAGUCCCUCUAGAUUUCAGUAGGUUUUUUGUUCCAGCCAAAUGCAAAAAUUAUUUUAUUAUCCAACGAUGCAACGCACACUCAUCUCUCAGGCUCAAGAAUUCUACUCUUUAAGCUGCUGUUUGAUAUGUAUGUUAAAUUUUCAUGUUUUUCAGUUUUGAUAAUUAUAUAGUUUUCUUUAACAUUUUUGCUAAGGUUUAAAUAUAUCUUUUCCUAUGUUUGUUUGUCUUUUUUAAAAUGGUAAAGAUGAGUGUCUUGAGGCACUGCCAAGGA